AAAAACAAAAUGGUAACUAAUUCAGCCACCUCGGUAGCUUACUAGCUAACAUUAAACUGAUGCAUUGAAGCUCCUUUGAUAAUUUGUAUAUUAAUCUGUGUUUUUAACACAACUUGUCUCUUAGUUAACUUAAAACGUAAUUUGCUUGUUAAAUGUACUACAUUGUUAAGAUUGAUACUGAGCUAAUGCUAUCUAGCUUACAUCCCUGACCAUGAGCUCGCUAAAAUACUCCCCCUCUGCCAAAGAAGAGGUCUGCUGGACAGUGAAAGAAGCUCUGGGGCUGAACAUUGCCGUGAAAGAAGAAGAAGAAGAGGAUGAUGUUACAGUGAAAGGAGAGAAAGAAGAUUUCAGAAUUAAAAAGGAGGAAGAGGAGGAUGUUACAGUGAAAGAACCGUUUGGAAUGAAAGAGGAAGAGGGAAUAGAGUAUGUAACAGUGGAAGAGGAGGAGGUAGAAGCUUCCAGAAUUAAAAAGGAGGAAGAGGAGGAUGUUGAAGAGAAAGAACCAUUUGGAGUGGAAGAGAGGGUAGAGGCUGUCACAGUGGAAGAGGAGGAGGUAGAAGCCUUCAAAAUGGAAGAGGAGUAUAUCACAUUGAAAGAGGAGGAGGCUGUUACAGUGAAAGACGAGAAAGAACCGUUUGGAGUGGAAGAGGACGCUCCCUCAAUAAAAAAGGAGUACAUUUUGGGAGUGAAAGAAAAGGAAGAAAUUGGGGAGGAGACUGAAGACCUGAUUAACACCAGAGAGAGACCAGACUCUCACUCUGACAAGAGUCCUUCAGGGGAACCAGACCCAGAGAAGAGUCCUUCAGGGGAACCAGACUUAGGGAAGAGUCCUUCGGGGGAACCAGACCCAGAGAAGAGUCCUUCAGGGGAACCAGACUUAGGUAAGAGUCCUUCGGGGGAACCAGACCCAGAGACGGCCAAACCAGUAGGACGACACUGCUGCUCCCACUGUGGAAGGAGAUUUACCAAGUUACACAACCUGAAAGAGCACGAGAGGACACACACAGGAGAAAAGCCUUUCCAAUGUUCCCAGUGUGGAAAGAGUUUUAGCCGGUUAGACAGCCUGAAAAUGCAUGAGAGAAUCCACUCUGGAGAGAAGCCUUACCAAUGCUCCUAUUGUGUAAUGAGUUUUUCACGAUCACAGGCCCUCAAAAGGCAUGAGAGGACACACACAGGAGAAAAGCCUUUUCAAUGCUCCCAGUGUGGAAAUAGUUUUACCCUGUUGGCACACCUGAAAUCACAUGAGAGGACACACACAGGAGAAAAGCCUUUCCAAUGUUCCCAGUGUGGAAAGAGUUUUACCCGGUUAAGGACCCUAAUUAGGCAUCAAGGAAUACACAAAGAAGGAAGGAAGACCUUCCAUUGCUCUCAGUGUGGAAAGAGUUUUACUGAGUUAUGGGGUGUGAAAAUACAUGAGAGAAUUCACUCUACACACAGAGGAGAAAGGCCUUUCCAAUGCUCCCAAUGUGGAAAGCGUUUUACCCAGUUAGGGAACCUGAAUUUACAUAAAAUAAUUCACUCCGGAGAUAAGCCUUACCACUGCUCUCAGUGUGGAAAGAGCUUUAUCCGGUCAUGCCAUCUCAAAGAGCAUGAGAAAACACACACAGGAGAAAAGCCCUUCCAAUGUUCCCAGUGUGGGAAGAGUUUUGCUCGGUUAUGGAACCUAAAAGAGCAUGAGAGGAUACACACAGGAGAGAAGCCCUACCACUGCUCUCAUUGUGGAAAGACCUUUUCACGAUUAAGGGAACUGAAAUCCCAUUACAUUUCACACACUCUUAUCCAGAGACAAUAACAAUUGGUGAAUUCACCUUAAGGUAGCUAGGUGAGACAACCACAUAUCACAGGCAUAGUAAGUACGUUUUCCCUUCAUAAAGUAGUUCUCAGCGAAGUCAGCGCUAGUAGGAAAAGACAAGUUCAGGUCAGAUUUAUUGAAGAUACUCUUUGAAGAGGAAUGGUCAUCGUGGUUUUCGGGAAGAUGGGCUGGGACUCCGCUGUCCUGACAUUAUGGUUCCGUUAUUGGGGUACCAGGACAGAGAAGAACUUUGACUGGGAUGAUUGGGAGCUGGUGAGAGGGGCCAAGAGACCAGAGAUGGCAUAAUGGAGUGUUCGGGUUGGUUGGGUUGUAGGUAGGGAGGGGCAGUUCCCUUGUAUGCACCAGGGUCUUGAAGUGGAUGCGAGCAUUGACAGGAAGCCAGUGGAGUAUGUAGAGGAGCGGGGUGACAUGGGAGAUCUUGGGGAGGUUGAACACCAGGCGGGCUGUGGCGUUCUGGAUAAGUUGCAGGGGAGCCCAGCCAACAGAGAGACAAAUGCCUGGAUUAGGACCUGCACUGCUUCCUGUGUGAGGUAGGGUUGUAAUCUACGGAUGUUGCAGAGUAUGAGCCUGCAGAAGUGAGUCACUGCUUUGAUGUUUGCAGAGAAUAACAGGGUCUUGCCAAGGUUCGUUGCACAUGAGAGAAUAAAGAAGCAAUGUUUUUUUGACUGAGAAUUUGUGUUUUUGUUUAUGCCGCAUGAAAUCAAAUUGUGUGAAUGAAAUCAUAGAACAAAAUGGCUACUUUUGUUUUACAAUGUUCUAAUGUGCUUUUUAUUUUAAUUAAUAACAGAUUGAUUGUAACUGAUUGAUUGCAUGCAAGUAUGAACUGCCAGCUGUUCAUUAAAUUAUUUGGAUAUUGCAAAUUGUAAAAUACUAAAUAGAUUAAUGGCAUUUUCUUGAUUCUAACUUUGAAACCUGUUAAAUGUUGUUUUGUUUCAUUUAAAUAAUGAAGGUGUAUGAAAAUGUGAGGACGUUUUGAAAACAUUGACACGUUUUUUUACAUUAAAAACAUUCACAAGGUCA
Molecule: messenger RNA, 2833 nt
Organism: Salmo salar (Atlantic salmon)
Lineage: Eukaryota; Metazoa; Chordata; Actinopteri; Salmoniformes; Salmonidae
Biological process (GO): regulation of transcription by RNA polymerase II
Cellular component (GO): nucleus
Molecular function (GO): RNA polymerase II cis-regulatory region sequence-specific DNA binding; DNA-binding transcription factor activity, RNA polymerase II-specific
Source: RefSeq, a predicted model, not a curated record